This is a messenger RNA of Bubalus bubalis (water buffalo), 5268 nucleotides long. RefSeq names its product PR/SET domain 6 (gene PRDM6). The transcript has 8 exons. The record is from RefSeq and is a predicted model, not a curated record. NCBI's taxonomy places the organism in Eukaryota, Metazoa, Chordata, Mammalia, Artiodactyla, Bovidae. Gene Ontology annotation, molecular function: protein binding; histone methyltransferase activity. Bases 555 to 2255 code for a protein of 566 amino acids. Gene Ontology annotation, cellular component: nucleus.
GGGGGUGGGAGGGCAGACGGGGUAUUUGUGCGAGAGAGGCGCAAGAUCUGUGUGUGGAUACACUCGAGUUAGAACUUCCUUCUUCCCUCUCCCCUCCCCUUGGUUCUUCUGGCCUGCCUCCCGCCUCCCCCCACCCCCAUCUCUCCUCUCUCUCUUUCUCUCUCUCACACACACAUGCACACACACUUGUAUUUUGUGCUGUCGUAAAACCCACGUGUCCAGCCGGGAGGCUGCCAGAGCGUGGAGCGGAGGAGCCGGGACGCGGCAGCGGCCAAGAGCCCGCCGCCGCUGCUCGGUCCGGCGCCUUGGACCGCCCCGCACUCCCGCGCUCGGAGUAACUGCUCUCACGCCGUCCGCAGGCCUCCACCACAUCCCUGGCUUGUGGCCCCGGAGAGUCCCGGGGAGCCGGAUCUCUAGCGCUUUGCUCCUGCGCUGCCCAGGGGCAUGUAGCGUACCGGGGGCGCACACUCUUCUGCACGCUCGCCAAGACAGACACACGCACGCACGCACAAACCCGCCAGGCAGCUCCGAGUUUUCUGCUUGAAUCGUUGGACAUGCUGAAGCCCGGAGACCCCGGCGGCUCGGCCUUCCUCAAAGUGGACCCAGCUUAUCUGCAACACUGGCAGCAACUCUUCCCGCACGGGGGCGGAGGCCCGCUCAAGGGCGGCGGUGCCGCGGGUCCCCUGGGCGCACCACAGCCUCUCCAGCCGCCGCCACCACCGGAGCGCGCUGAGCCCCAGCCAGACAGCCUGCGGCCGCGGCCGACCUCGCUCUCCUCCGCCUCGUCCACUCCGGCUUCCUCCUCCACCUCGGCCUCCUCUGCCUCCUCCUGCGCUGCUGCUGCCGCCGCUGCCGCCGCCGCCGCGCUGGCCGGUCUCUCGGCCCUGCCGGUGGCGCAGCUGCCGGUGUUCGCGCCUCUGGCCACCGUCGCCGCGGAGCCUCUGCCCCCCAAGGACCUGUGCCUCGGCGCCACCUCGGGCCCGGGGCCCUCCAAGUGCGGAGGCAGUGGCGGGGACGGCCGGGGUGCCCCGCGCUUCCGCUGCAGCGCGGAGGAGCUGGACUAUUACCUGUACGGCCAGCAGCGCAUGGAGAUCAUCCCGCUCAACCAGCACACCAGCGACCCCAACAACCGUUGCGACAUGUGCGCGGAUAACCGCAACGGCGAGUGCCCCAUGCACGGGCCGCUGCACUCGCUGCGCCGGCUCGUGGGCACCAGCAGCGCCGCGGCCGCCGCGCCCCCGCCUGAGCUGCCCGAGUGGCUGCGGGACCUGCCCAGGGAGGUGUGCCUGUGCACCAGCACCGUGCCCGGCCUGGCCUACGGCAUCUGCGCGGCGCAGAGGAUCCAGCAGGGCACCUGGAUCGGGCCCUUCCAGGGCGUGCUCCUGCCCCCGGAGAAGGUGCAGGCCGGCGCCGUGAGGAACACGCAGCAUCUCUGGGAGAUAUAUGACCAAGAUGGGACACUACAGCACUUUAUUGAUGGUGGGGAACCUAGUAAGUCGAGCUGGAUGAGGUAUAUCCGAUGUGCAAGGCACUGCGGAGAACAGAAUCUAACAGUAGUUCAGUACAGGUCGAAUAUAUUCUACCGAGCCUGUAUAGAUAUUCCCAGGGGUACCGAGCUUCUCGUGUGGUACAAUGACAGCUAUACGUCUUUCUUUGGGAUCCCUUUACAAUGCAUUGCCCAGGAUGAAAACUUAAAUGUCCCGUCGACAGUCAUGGAAGCCAUGUGCAGACAGGAUGCCCUGCAGCCCUUCAACAAGAGCAGCAAACUCUCCCAGGCUCCCCAGCAGCGCUCUGUCGUCUUCCCCCAGACUCCAUGCGGCAGGAACUUCUCCCUCCUGGAUAAGUCAGGGCCCCUGGAAUCUGGAUUUAAUCAAAUCAGCGUGAAGAACCAGCGCGUCCUGGCGAGCCCCACCUCCACCAGCCAGCUCCACUCGGAGUUCAGUGACUGGCACCUCUGGAAAUGUGGGCAGUGCUUUAAGACUUUUACGCAGCGGAUCCUGCUACAGAUGCACGUGUGCACACAGAACCCUGACAGACCUUACCAAUGCGGCCACUGCUCCCAGUCCUUUUCCCAGCCUUCAGAACUGAGGAACCACGUGGUCACUCACUCCAGUGACCGGCCUUUCAAAUGCGGCUACUGUGGUCGUGCCUUUGCUGGGGCCACCACUCUCAACAACCACAUCCGAACCCACACUGGAGAAAAGCCCUUCAAGGGAGACCUGAGUGAACACUUACUUUUUGAGUGCAAGAUAUAAACGUCUUCUAGGAAAUGGAAAGCUAAAUCCUUCAGUGUAUACAACCGGAUCGUUCAGGAUUGAACUAUCCCAGGGGAAUUUUGGGAAUCUUCCAACCAUAGCUCAUGGAUAUCCAUCCCAUGGACAUUUGUAAAUAUUUUGAAGAUAUCCUUUUACAAGCCUAUAAAACAAACAUUCAAAAAAAAAAAAAAGUUUGUUGCAGAUUAGUCAAUAAAAUGGGUUUUGCCACAACAGUUAAUUUUACUACUUCAACUAAUGGGUAUUGACUUAAACAAUUUUGCAAAGAAGGAAAAGAAUCUUGUAAAGAAGCACAACCCUAAACUAUACACUUUGGGCAGCUUCCAAAUAGAUGCCGCAAAGGAUUCAGUCCCCAAACUGUCACACCCCAGGGCCUGGGAGGCCUUUGCAGGAUUCUUGGGGGGCCAGGCCCCAGCAGGGGAAAGCCCUUUAUAACUUCUAAAAUCUUCCGCUGAAAAGUGGUUUUUCAAGGCAAAUCAAGAUUGGUGCCAUACAAGCAGCCUGGAGAAGAUCUGGUAUUGAGAAGAGAGUUUCAUUCCAGGCUUUGUCUCAUGGUGUGAUUGGCUGAAAUCCCACUGAAAAACUCCCCUCUCCCCGCUCCCCCCAUGCUCUAGGUAGACCUUGAGCUUGUCAACGGCUAACCUGGGCUGUGGACUCUGAAUGUGUAAGGUGAAGGAGAUCAUAGGAAAAGCACAUUUCAAAGGAUCAUGUACUUUCAGUUUGUACUGUGAGACUGGAAGUUGUGGAGAACAAGGGACGAAGAUAAGACUUCAUUUCAUCUCACAGUAAUUGCCAAGCGCUUUAUCAAAAAGAGGAGGGAAGGAAGGAAGUUGUCAGUCUCCAACUUACUCUUUACAAUAAGAUCUCCUUCUCCUUCUCUGUUAUUAAACAUGAACUCUCAAGAUUUCAGGGAGGCUGCUCUGCCUGGAAUCCAUGUGAGCUGCUUGAUGCCUGGCUUCUGGGCCUGGGAAGACCAGGAGUUUUCAUAGUUUCUUUUCCUCCUCAUCAUUAGAAGCAGGGAAAAUGCUCGUCACUACGUUUUUGCCUUAAGACAAUUUGACUUAGUAUAGAAAAUAAUCAAAGGAUAUUCCAAAAAGCAUCUCAUAUUUUAACAAGAUCUAGUCAAAAUCAAAGCAAAUCAAAAAAGCACAUCAGUAAAUAUGCAUAAUAUGCAAUGAAUGUGCAUUGCAUCAUAAGUACGAAGCAGUCUGAUUUAAUUCAGGAAGUAUUUGGUGACAGGCCAUCGAGGACCAGAAAGAAAGCUUCCUGCAUGUUUUCUGUGUGACAGAACUUGACAUCAUUUUACACUUCCGUCAAUUUCAGGUGACAAUUGUUAAGCUCCCUCUGAACCUAUAAGCCAGUCAGCUAUCAUGUUAAGUAAAGAACGAUCUCAAAUCUAAAAGGAACUCAAGUGUAAUUAUAGAAGAUGCCCACAUUGGUACAAAGCUGGGGACUUGCUCUUUGCUGAAAUAUUUGGACAACUUUCCCUUCGUUGUUCCUGCGACGUUUGCUUCCAGGUUGUGACAUCAGCACUGUGAGAAAGACCCUGUGCCCGAGCAGGUCUUUUCCUCCUGGAUCAUUACCCAUGUCUUUCUUUCUCUUUUUUUCUGCUAAGUAGCAUGAAAUCCAAGCUUGGAGGGUCCCGUGCCCAGGCACUUGUCUGGGACUGUAAUUCAGGAUUAGUUCACUCCCAGGCCAGCUGAAGUCCAGCUCUGACCUGCCAGAGCUGUCUGUCUGUCCUGAUGAGUUCUUAGUGUCUCUGAAAAUGAUUUGUGAAGAGAUUUGUUUCUAAAAUUAAAGACGAUGAACAUAAAACCAAGGCUCUUCCUUUAUUAAAAAAUGGUUUUCUAUCAAGCUUUUUUUACUUCCUUAAUUAUAUAAAUGGUAUUCUUAUAAUUACUAACACACAUAAGUAUUCAUUCUGGUAGCCCACUUUUCUCCAGAAGGGGAAAUUCCUAGGUAAAGGAUCUAAGUUAAGGUAACUGUCCACACAUCUGCGUACGUUUUCACUCACACUUGGUGAGCAGAUGGCCCUAGAGAAGAUUUUUCAGUGAUGAUCUCAGGAGCCCUAUAGAUUUAGUAAAUCUCCCGACUAUGACAACAACAAAUGGUUCCAUGAGUGUAAAUAUCUGGGAGGCAUUCAGGCAAACACAUGAGAAAAGUGUCAACCCAGCUUGUACUAUCUGAUGCUUAUAUAUAGACAUGCACCCUUGCCAUAUACAAAGCACUGCACUUCCCACUUCUGAACUGUUUAUAUCCUGAUACACGAGAUCAGAGGUACAAAAGCACAACCUACGUGACUGGUCAUUCCUUACAAUUGUUCAAACUCUUCUGCUCUCUUUGAAAUUGAUUCUAAAGCUUAAAAAGUUUUAAAAAGAAGGAAUAUAAUAAUUUGAAAGUUUAUCGGGCAGUGCAAGGUAGUAUAUUUUGACACACCAAUCCAGUAACUAAUCAGUUUUCUAAUAAACAAUCAGCAGCUCGCUGGCAUGUCAUCAGCACUUCAGGAGCUCUGGAGAGGGGAUAAGCUGCCCAUGGACGUUAAUGAAUACACCAAAAAUCAUUAGCUGAUCAAUACUUCUGAGUUAUUUUCAUUGAGCUGAUAGGUCUGAUACAUUAAAGCUGACAUUAUACAUUUGUCAAGAUCACAGUGCAGUUUUUAACAGUGGAACAGGCUGCUAAGAAUAUUCCCUGAAAGACAAUCAAAGAAACACAACUUCCUCAUCCUGACACAUCCAGCUGGCACGGGAGCCCUGAAAAAUCCAAGUGUGAUGGUCAAGCUCCAGCCUCCCGAUGUUAAAAAAAAAAUAGGUGGGACUCCCUAAUAUGGAUAGAGGUGCUUUAUUUUUAUAGGUAAUUGUCUUCCUAGCAAAGCACUUUGUGUACUUUACUCAAAAGGAAAAUGAGAGACCCUCCGACUGGAUAAUGGGGCUCACAGCACAUGUGAUGCAGUGCGGACUUUCUGCUGAGGGCUUUCCCUCAGCCCCACCAGUGACCA